Heteronotia binoei (common prickly gecko) is the source of this 2821-nucleotide messenger RNA. RefSeq names its product kinesin family member 9 (gene KIF9). Gene Ontology annotation, biological process: microtubule-based movement. Gene Ontology annotation, molecular function: microtubule motor activity; microtubule binding; ATP binding. The record is from RefSeq and is a predicted model, not a curated record. The transcript has 21 exons. Lineage: Eukaryota; Metazoa; Chordata; Lepidosauria; Squamata; Gekkonidae. Bases 196 to 2610 code for a protein of 804 amino acids.
CAUCCCAGAAGCGCAACGGACCGGGACGGGCGGGAGCAGCAGCCCGCCUUCCCCUUCAUUAAUCAGUUAAUUAUUAUUGUUGUUUUAUUAAGCGCGCAAGAAGAGACCCGCUUGGGCUGUUUUAGGUGGGGGACCACCGGGAAGCAUCUGGUAGUGUUGGCUGAAGAGAGGCAGGCUGCUGUUUCCUUUGUCACAAUGUGUGCCUCCACAAAAAGAGUUAACGCGUUCGUACGACUCAGGCCAUCAGCUGACUUCCCACAAGAUAUGAUCAAGUUUGGACUGGACAAUCAGACUAUCGAUAUCUACAUCGAGAGAGACCACUCAAAGGGGGUCGUCAACAACAAGCAGACGGACUGGUCUUUCAAACUAGACGGUGUCCUUCACCACGCAGCGCAGGACCUGGUUUACGACAUGGUAGCCAAGGACCUGGUCACCCGCGCUCUUGAUGGAUACAAUGGUACUAUCAUCUGCUAUGGGCAAACAGGAGCUGGCAAGACCUACACGAUGACAGGGGCUACAGAAGACUACGAGCAUCGAGGAAUCAUUCCCCGAGCCAUUCAACAGGUGUUCAAGGCAAUGGAGGAGCACUCCAGUCCGUUCAUGACCAUUCGCGUCUCUUACCUGGAGAUCCACAACGAGACCAUCUUCGACCUCUUGUCCUCAACACCCCAUGCUCCUGACCCUCCGCUCUCUGUCGUGGAGAGCCCGCAGGGGGUAUCCGUGAAAGGGCUGACCGUGCACGCCUGCCCCACUGAAGAAAUGGCUUUAAACUUUUUAUUCGAGGGAGACACCAACAGAACUGUUGGCCAGCAUGCUCUGAAUAGCAACUCCUCUCGGUCCCACUGCAUCUUUACCAUUUAUGUUGAGUGUCAUUCCAGAAUCAUGUCAGACGCCACCUACGUCACCUCCAAAAUUAACCUAGUCGAUCUCGCGGGCUCGGAGAGGUUGGCAAAGAGCAAGUCGGAGGGACGCGUGCUGAAGGAAACGACGUACAUCAACAAGUCGCUGUCGUUCUUUGAACAAGUCAUCAUUGCGUUGUCUGAGCGUAACAGGGAGCACGUCCCCUUCCGGCAGAGCAAACUCACCUACACCCUGAAGGACUCCUUAGGUGGGAACUGUAAUACGGUGCUGGUAGCCAACGUCUGCAGCGAAGCCAUUCACAUUGUAGAGACGCUCUCCACGCUUCGUUUCGCUACCAGAAUGAAGUGGGUGACCACCGCGCCUGUCCUGAAUGAAAAAUAUGACACAGAGCGCCUGUUGAAAAAUGUGGAAAAAGAGGUCCUCUAUCUGAAGGAGGAGCUGGCGGUGCAGAACAGCCUGCUCAAUCGCCCACCAGUGACGUACGAGCCCCUGAAUGAGAUCCAGGUGGCAGAGAUCAACUCUCAAGUCCGUCGCUUCCUGGAAGGGACCAUAGAUGAGCUCGACAUUGUGAGCCUCAGACAGCUCCAUGAAAUCUUCAACCAGUUCAAAGCCAUCUUGAGCCAGCAGGAACAGGAAGUGGAAGCCAGGCUGAGGAGCAAGUACACCCUGAUCGACAAAAGCGACUUUGCCACUUUGUCUGCGGUUCAGAAGGCAGGAAUAGUCGAUGUUGAUGGCCACAUGGUCGGUGAGGUUGACGGGCAAGGCUUCGGCGUUGGCAUUGCUCCCUUCUCAUCCAAGCCCGGCGGGAAGAGAGCGAAGAUAAAGAAAGGCAAAGAGCAGCCCAGCACCACUCCGCGGAAGGAAGGCCUGGCCAGCCCCGUUUCAGGGAAGGAGCUGGAUUCCGUUUCCGCCUCCCGCAGCCAGGGGUUCAGCAAGGAGCAGGAGGCAAAGGAGCCCCAAGACAUCCUUAGCGUGGAGACGCAUCACACCGAACCGGUGCCUAAAGAUGAAGCUGCAGCCCAGCCCAGUUGCCCACCGGCCAGGACUGCAGCCUUCGAGGACUUCAAGAGCGAGCGCGGCAGCGAGAUCAACCGGAUCUUCAAGGAGAACAAAACCAUUCUGAACGACCGCAAGAAGAAGAUGGGCGAGGUGACGCAGAGGAUCAACGUCCUCAAGCAGGACAUAGACGCCACCAAGCAGGUCCUGGAGGCCCAGAAGCUGGAGCGGGAGGAGCAGGGAGAAUACCUGAACGAGGAUGGUCAAGUCAUCAUCGAAGAAGAGGAGUUCCUGCUGCUGGUGAAGCUGAGGGACCUGCAGAAGCAAUAUCGGGCCGACUUCAGGGAGUUCCGAGACCUCCAGUCCGAAGUCCAGUACUGCCAGCACUUGGUGGACCAGUGCCGUCGCAAGCUGCUCACAGAGUUUGAAAUCUGGUACAACGAGUCCUUCCUCAUCCCGGAGGAGGUCCAAGAGGCGCUGAAGCCCGGCAGCGGCGCUCUCCGGCUCGGCAUGAUUCCGAUCAACAGGGUCAUGACUCUGGAGGAAGACGAGCAGGAGAGGUUCGACCGGAUGCAGGAGGAAGUGCUGCCCUACUGCCCAGCUUCCGUCUCCUUCUAUAACGCCAAAGCGAAGAAUGACCGCAAGCACAAGUAUUCCCGAGCCAUGACCGCCCUCGAGCACAUGAGGAAGAAGCCCUCCGGCAUCCAACCCAUCGUGAAGAACAAGCCCCCUUCUGUGCUGGACAUCGCGUAGCCGAGCCAGGGGGGCUCCAGCCUCCGUUCCUGAGCAGGUGGCACAUAAAGCAGCUGACUUCCAAGCGUGACUCAGAAUGCCUUCAUUUUCAGGACAGGCACAUACAGCAAAACCAAACCUCUGCAGUAUUCUGAUGGUUAAUGCUCAUACUUGGGCCCCAGUCUCAUCUCAUCCGUUGGUAUUAAUUAAAGCUGUUGUUGGUAUUAAUUAA